AUGCUGACUGUGUGUACCUCCCAGAAGCGGCAAGAGGAUGCCAGCUCGGGCCGCUUCACCAACGCCAACUUCCAGGAAGUUCCUUGUCACACAGCAGGCACAGCCAAGGAUGGGCCACCUACAGAGGGAAAGGGCACUGAAGGCAGAGGGAAGAAGGCAGGCAGCCAUGGCUCAGGGCAUAGGGGGCGCAAGGCCACCCCUGGCAAGCCCUCUCUCACUACAGGGGAUACAGCAACGCCCCCUACUGCUGCCACCCCUGCCAGCAGCUUGUUUCAGCCAGGUGUGCCCUCAGUGGGGAGCAGUGCAGGGGCUAAGGCCAGUACUGUUGUAGUCCCAUCCCCAGCCGAGUACCGCAGCAUCUCUGAGUCUGACCCACAAAAUGAGUCCUCAUACCCACAGCUGUCACUAACAUGGGGCUCCAAGGUGGGAGCUUUGGGUGGAGCCCCUGAGGUUGUGCCGCCCCUGAGUACCGUGAGCUCCCCAAUGUCCAUGCCACCUGGCUCUGCCUCCUCUGGGAGAAAGCCUUUUGAGAGCUGUUGGCCUGCGGCAUCGGCAAGGUAUAAGCGGGCAGCGAAGGGAGAGGAAGGCGCGAAGGUGAAGAAGAAGCGUGGGAAGUGGAGAAACCGCUAUGGACCGUGCUGGUCGCUUGAAACCCCCAGCAUCCAGGAGCUGUCCAAACACCCGCACCAGCCCCCCUCUGCUGCCCCCACCCCCAGCACCACCAGCAGUGAGGCAGCCAAGGAGGAAACCUCUCUCCCCAGGAAUGGGAACUUACACAGCCACAGUGUCAGCUCCUCCCCCAUUGGACCAGGUGCCUUCCCCAGCGAUGACGUCCAGGUGCCUGUGCCUGGCACAGUGGGCAACUCCAACACCGAGUUACCUCUACAGGAUCCAGCAGCCCUGCCUCUCACCGCCUCGCUGCCCCCACCCUCCCCCUUACCACUCAGCACCACCGGCAUACACUCCAAUUCUUUGCCCGGAUUCUCCUUUAACCUGGCCCCCUCCCACAUGCUGGGGAACCGCCUGAACCCCAACUCUGCUAUGACAGCUAUGUUUGUGCAGUCUGAGGGCUGCCCUGCAGACCCUGAGAUGGCAACCCCUGGACAAGGAGCUUCACUAAAGGUUAACCUAUCACCCUGCUCUUCAGCAAAGGGUUUGCAGAUCCGCUAUGACCCAUCUGGUCCAGCUCUCCCGAGUUUGACCACUAAUAGCACCAACAUGGCACCCUUCCCAGUGCCCACCAGCAUGGAGCAGCUGCUGGAGCGGCAGUGGAAUGAGGGCCAGCAGUUCCUGCUUCAACAGGGAACUUCAGGAGACUUGCUGGGCAUGCUGAUGUCUCUACACCAGCUGCAGGUGGAGAACAGGCAUCUGGAAGAGCAGAUAAAAACCCUGACAGUGCAGAAGGAGCGCUUGCAGCUGCUGAAUGCCCAGCUCUCUGUGCCUUUUACCCCUGCCAGGUCUGCCUAUACCAGCACUGGCUCCUCCUCCUCUUCACCCCGGUCACACCCACCCAACUCCCACACAGUGCUAGAUGUGCUAAACAACACUCAGCUGGGCAACAGCUUCUUCCCAGACUCCACCCUCUCUCUAUCCAUGCAGGACCUGUCCUCCGGUAACCACAGCAGCAGCUCCUCCCUGUCCACCCCGCCCUCACUAGGCUACACCUCUCCACAGCAUGGCCAGCUGCAGGUCAAUGGGAUGGUGGGAGGAGCUGUGCAGGCUGCACCCAUUCUGCAGGCCACACCAAACCUGCCGGGCAUCACAGGGAUGAUGGGAGUGAUCCCAGGGGACCAGCUGGCCAUGAAUGGCAUCGUGGGAGCUCUAAAUGGUGUGAUCCAGACCACUUCAAGCCUGCCACACCCCGCAGGCAUGUCGCUGACCACGCCCAGCUCUCUGAGCAACAGUUCUGCGGGCUUGGGACUGAUCUCAGAACAGCAGAGACAGAUUCUCCUGCAUCAGCACCAGUUCCAGCAGCUCUUCUCCUCUCCUCAGCCCAUCCCGGAACAGCAGGCUCUGCUCUACCAGCUCUCUUCUCCCCAGCUGCCCCUCAGCGGCUUGCUGCCUGCUGCUCAGAGCUCCAUGGCAGCAAACCCCUUCCUGGCCAUGCAGACAGACACUGCACAGAGCACAAGGCUGGUGGAGAAGGGGAGAGUAGUGUCCAGCCAGGAGAAGAGCUAACGUGGGUCUGCCUCUCUGAGGGCCAAUCCAGGAAAA
Molecule: messenger RNA, 2214 nt
Organism: Megalops cyprinoides (Indo-Pacific tarpon)
Lineage: Eukaryota; Metazoa; Chordata; Actinopteri; Elopiformes; Megalopidae
Product: protein AF-10-like
Exons: 12
Coding region: 1-2178 (725 amino acids)
Source: RefSeq, a predicted model, not a curated record